This is a messenger RNA of Gracilinanus agilis (Agile Gracile Mouse Opossum), 1080 nucleotides long. Its product is annotated as zinc finger protein OZF-like. The transcript has 4 exons. Lineage: Eukaryota; Metazoa; Chordata; Mammalia; Didelphimorphia; Didelphidae. The annotation marks the transcript as partial. The record is from RefSeq and is a predicted model, not a curated record.
GAGAAACCUUAUGAGUGUAAACAAUGUGGAAAGGCUUUCACAAAGAGCUCCAAUCUUGCUACCCAUCAGAGAACCCACACUGGAGAGAAACCUUAUAAAUGUAAACAAUGUGGAAAGGCAUUCACACAGAGGGGCUCUCUCGCUGAACAUCAGAGAAUCCACACUGGAGACAAACCUUAUGAAUGCAAACAAUGUGGAAAGGCUUUCAGACAAAACUCCACACUUGCUGCACAUCAGAGAAUCCACACUGGAGAGAAACCUUAUGAAUGUCAUCAAUGUGGAAAGACUUUCAAAGAGAGCUCUCAUCUUGCUACCCAUCAGAGAAUCCACACUGGAGAAAAACCUUAUAAAUGUAAACAAUGUGGAAAGGCAUUCACACAAGGGAGUAAUCUUGCUGAACAUCAGAGAAUCCACACUGGAGACAAACCUUAUAAAUGCAAGCAAUGUGGAAAAGCUUUCACAAAGAGCUCCAAUCUUGUUACACAUCAGAGAAUCCACACUGGAGAGAAACCUUAUGAAUGUAAUCAGUGUGGAAAGGCUUUCAGAGAAAACUCCAAACUUGCUACACAUCAAAGAAUCCAUACUGGAGAGAAACCUUAUAAAUGUAAUCAUUGUGGAAAAGCUUUCACACAGAGGGCCAAUUUCGCUACACAUCAAAGAAUCCACACUGGAGAGAAACCUUAUAAAUGUAAUCAGUGUGGAAAGGCUUUUACGGUGAGAAGCAAUCUUGUUUCACACCAGAAACGGCCCCUCAGCCAGUCACGGAGGCCCAAGCGGGGAGGUCCCAGCGAGGUAGGGCAGGGGCUGCGCCUGCGCGCUGACUUCCGGCGCGGACUGGAGCCACGCCUCCCUUCCCCCACCCACCCACCCGCUGCUGAGGAACGAAAAGGAAGAUGCCUGGGUGGGGGUGGGGAACCUAAGCCAGCCUCCCCACAAGAGAUUCCCAGCAUGCACUGGGGCUACUACCAGGGGAGGGGCCGUGAGAACCAGAGCCUGAGCCCAGGGGCUGUGGGGAAGGUGGUCCAGAGUGGAUCUGGGGGCAAACAGAGCUGCUUCCUCUGGGUGGGACUCUGGGCCUAA